Mercenaria mercenaria is the source of this 3509-nucleotide messenger RNA. RefSeq names its product SWI/SNF-related matrix-associated actin-dependent regulator of chromatin subfamily A-like protein 1. Gene Ontology annotation, cellular component: nuclear replication fork. Bases 273 to 3389 code for a protein of 1038 amino acids. The transcript has 18 exons. Gene Ontology annotation, molecular function: ATP-dependent chromatin remodeler activity; ATP binding. NCBI's taxonomy places the organism in Eukaryota, Metazoa, Mollusca, Bivalvia, Venerida, Veneridae. The record is from RefSeq and is a predicted model, not a curated record. Gene Ontology annotation, biological process: DNA repair; replication fork processing.
CGCAAAAUGGCGGAUGGAGAAAGUUGACAAGUUAAAGAAUAAUUCAAUGCAAUACUUUCAGUUCCGUUCACAAAAAAAUGCUAGAACCUUAAGAAUACUUAAAACAGCGAUAAAAGCUUUUGUUGUCACCAAGUUUUACCGUUCGGUAAGUGAAGGUCUUGGUCACUCAAUAUCAUGCUUUGGUGUUUUGAUCUGCAACAUGAAUACUUUGUACACAUGGCCAUCAUCAGAAGGCAUUCAUUGAUUCUUGCAUUGCAACAAGUUGGUAUAAAAUGUUCAGCAAAAUGUCUGGUAAAUUAACUGAAGAGCAGCUGAGAAGAAUAGAAGAAAACAAAAGAAAAGCCUUGGCAAAAAGAGCGGGAAAGUUACACUCCUCUACAAAUCUACAUAGUGUGGAGUCCACUCCAGUUACCUGCUCUAAUAAAAUACAGGAUGGACCAAAAUUAUCAUGUGGUUCCACAAGUGAUUUCAGAAAUCAAAUACAGAAGGUGAAAACUGGAAUAGGGCCUACUCCUACUGUACAUGGGUCAGAUAAUGCAUAUGGAGGAGCAUUUACAUUAAAAAAUUCAGGAAAUAGUAUAAAUAAAACACAAGACGGAUUAGCAAGCACAAAAGGCCCUGUAGCCAACAUAAGUAGAACACAGGUGGUGGUAGCACCAGCUGCAGGUUCAAUUAGAGCCAAUGACGUUAUGAAAGACAAGGGUAGCCCUGUUGUGAUGAAUAAUGUCAGAGUCGAACAUACUUCAGACUUGCAAAAAAGUAGUGUAAAUAAAACUGGUGGAAUUGUGUCUUUACCAGAGAAACCUUCUGUUUCAACAAAACUUCCUUUAGGGUCCGGAGAAAAUAAUUACAGUGCUGCAAGUUCUGUUAAUAGCAAUUUACAGUCUAAAACUGUAGUUUCAAAAGCCAAGAUAAAUUAUGACCAGAUUGAACAGAACCGGUUGAAAGCUUUAGCAAAAAGGGCCGAAAAACUAAGUAAAAGUCCAGGAAAAAGUUUGAAUCCCUCAUCCAACUUCAGUGAAAGUAAUAAAAUGUCAGAAAAGAUCGGUGAUAAGUCCGGGACACUUGCGACUUCUUUUGAAAAGCAGCAAGGAACAUUCCAACAAAAUGUAUUAUCUGGUGAAAAUUCUGGUAAUAUAAAAUUACUUCAUAAACAGCAAACUCUAUCUUCUGCUGUCACCAGCAAUAAUAAUACGUCGUUAAGAAGUGUUAAAUCAAAUCUAAACUGUGCCGGUCCAUCUUCAAGAAAUCAAGACACUUUUGCUCAGAGUAGUACUAACAGUGAAUCAAGCAACUCUGGUCAGAACAUAUUCUCAAAAUUUACUGGUACCCCAGUAAAAGGAGGCUGUUUCCUGGUUUCCAGGGACAGAUUUGAGGUAAAGGUUGGAUAUAGUGCUCCACUCAUAGAACUGUUCAAAACCAUGAAGACUAAGCUAUAUGAUGCUGUUUCGAAAAAGUGGUCAUUCAAACUGUCGGAAUAUAACAGCUUUAUGAUUGUUGUCAGAAAUCUUCACCCAGCUGUAGAUAUAGAGCCUCUUCCAAGAGCAAUUACAACUACAUUCAGUGCUCAGAUCAAGGGAGAGAACCCACCUAAACAUGCACCUAUUGCAGAUCUGUCUAGAGUGGAACAAAGUCUGGUUAACUCACUAAUGUCAUUUCAGAGGGAAGGGGUCAAUUACGGAAUUUACAAGAAUGGUCGAGUGUUGAUUGCAGAUGACAUGGGGUUGGGUAAAACUAUCCAGGCAAUCUGUUUGUCGUGUUACUACAGAACAGAGUGGCCCUUACUUGUGGUGGUACCAUCUUCCGUCAGAUUUGACUGGGCACAGAAUUUUCUGAGAUGGGUUCCCUCCCUUGACCCUCAGAGUGUGAAUGUUGUUGUGACAGGAAAGGAUAGCUGUACAUCUGGUCUCAUCAAUAUACUGAGUUAUGAUCUGAUGUCGAGGAAAGCGGACAUACUGAAAAAAAAAAGAUUUCAAAUUGUUAUCAUGGAUGAAUCACACUUACUAAAGAACUACAAAACAGCAAGAUGUAAGGCUGCAAUUCCUUUAUUACAGAAUGCAAGGCGUGUAUUGUUGCUGAGUGGGACCCCAGCUCUGUCACGGCCGUCUGAACUUUUCACACAGAUUGAUGCUGUUUGUCCAUUCCUCUUCAAAUUCCAUGAUUUUGGUGUGAGAUACUGUGCAGGAACUAAGUUACCAUGGGGAUGGGAUUACUCUGGUUCCUCCAACAUGGAAGAGUUACAGAUACUUCUAGAGGAAAAAAUAAUGAUAAGACGUUUAAAAAAAGAUGUACUAACAGAACUGCCAGAUAAAAUACGUCAGAUGAUUCUGCUGGAUCCAAGCUCUAUUAAAAUCAGUAAAGAUUUGAAAUCAGCAUCUGAAGUUAUGGCCAGUGGAAACUUGAAGAAAAUGGAGGAGAGGGGAGCAUUGUUGGAAUUUUUCCAUAAAUCAGGAUCUGCUAAGAUGAAGGCCAUAAAGUCAUAUGUGGAGGACUUACUGGAUAGUGAGAAAAAGUUCCUCAUCUUUGCUCACCAUGGAGAUGUCCUUGACGGAAUAGAGGAAACUGUGAAGGCAAAAAUAGAUUUGAACUAUAUGCGGAUUGAUGGGAAGACAAACUCGGAACAGAGGAACUUCCUGUGUAAGAAGUUUCAGUUAAACGAGGAUGUUAAAGUUGCUAUUCUCUCUAUUACUGCUGCAAAUGCGGGGCUAAAUCUUUCAUCUGCUUGUCUUGUUGUCUUUGCAGAACUCUUCUGGAAUCCAGGGAUACUGGUACAAGCAGAGGACAGAGCCCACAGGAUUGGUCAACAGGAUAUGGUGAAUGUCCAAUAUCUUGUUGCUAGGGGAACGUCAGAUGACCAUAUUUGGCCUAUGAUACAGAAUAAAUUGGAUGUGCUUGGUAAAGCUGGUCUCUCAAAGGACAACUUUUCCUCUGCAGAAACUACCAGACUUAGGGACCAGAGACAAGAGGAGAUAACAAAAUUCCUGGAGGAGUCUUUCUGUGAUGAUGGAGUUGUUUCCCAUGUUGCUGAUAAUAAUGGUAUUUUUGAAGAGGAAUUUGAAAGUUCACCAAAGAAAGCAUUUAAACAGUCGAGCAUAUUGAAGUAUACUUCACCAGCUAAAGACAUAGAGACUUUCAGAAGUUCCAGUACUCCACCUAAAGAAAAGAAACCAAAAGGACUUUUUAAAUACUUCACCCCAGAGAAGAAAUCUGGCAGUGAUGUCUAUAAUAACCCCAGUGAAAAUUGUGCUACUUACUCUACAUUUGAGGGUCAUAGUUCAAGGCCAGAUGAGAAAGGUCAAGAUGAUGACCUUGAGAAAUUUCUGCUGGACAGUGAUGAGGAGUGGGAGGGUAAUGAUGAUGGACCUAUUGUGAAAAAGAGGAGAACUUGAUACAUUAGUACAGAGUAUUAUUUGAAAGGGACUUGUGCUAUAUUUUAAGUUGAAUACCCCAUUGAAACUUGAUGCUAUACUCAUAUUCAGAUUUAAAGAUUUACCAUCAUUAGUUUUGGA